Molecule: messenger RNA, 2800 nt
Organism: Cherax quadricarinatus
Lineage: Eukaryota; Metazoa; Arthropoda; Malacostraca; Decapoda; Parastacidae
Source: RefSeq, a predicted model, not a curated record
GUUUUACCUGAUAUUUCUUACAAUGACUAUCGGUGUUGAGGUGUCUAAUAUGAAGCCAUGGUGGUUGUAGGGAUGUUGUUAUCUAAUGAUUGAGAGGAGGGGAGGAGAGGGAGUAUGUUCCCCUCUGGCUCCCUCAGUUGUGCUCCUCAGUGACGCAGGAGAGAAGGAAGAAGGUAGGAGCCUGAAGGAGGAGGCAAAGGAAAGCAGGUGCAUGGGGAGGAAAACUGGUAUAGUAGGCGGAGGAUAGCUGAUCACAUAUACUACAUACGAGAUGGCAUUCCCUGUGCAGCUGGAGGUGGCCACCUUGGUGGCUGAGCCUGGAGCACAAGCACGCACAACUACCGUGUUACCAAAGGCUCGCGUUACUGUGACAGAACUCACCCCAGUGGCAGAUACAACCAAUACAUCCACUAGACGACCUGUUUUUGUUAUUGACGACUCUCCCAAGCACCUUAAAACUGCAGGUAUGCUGGGUUCAGGACAAGUGACAUCAGUGGCACCUACUGACACACUACGCCCCAGCACAACCGGCAGUGCCCGUUUAAGUCCAGCAUCUCGCCUACGCAUGAGCCCACUCAUUGGGCGACGUCGAACUCGUGUCACACCAUUGCCACCUACCACUCAGUUACAGGCACCUGAUACUAAUCAUCAAAAGAUAUCCUUGGAGAAUAUGAGUAAUGGUUCUCAUCCCUUAGAAGUCUCUAAAUGGAAUAAAAAGCAAUGGAGGGAGGACCAGUUCAUCACUACCCAUGAUGGAAGCGAGGUUCCUUGGCCCAGCUCCUCUUCUGAUAGUGGGUUACUGGAUUAUUCUCCCUCAUCUCCUAUAAGUACUGCUACUCCAGUCCUGACAUCUACACAGGGAGGCCACAGCCCCUGGAUAGGCAGGUAUACUGUACCUACCAUCAACAUUGCUUCAGAACAUUCCUUCACUCACCCCCUCAGGUCUUCCACCUCACUCAGCAGCAACAAGAGUGAUUUUACCAGCUUGGAACACAGCCGAUACGUAACAGAACGUAUUCGCCACCUAGUUUCAGCAUUCAGUCAGCGGGCCAACAGAGUGAAGGCCCAAAUAACUCAGCCUCCCACACCUUCCACUGAACUCUCUGAUGGGGGUGAUGAUUCUCACAAAGCCCCUGAUGCACGCCAGCGGUUAGACUCCCUUGUUCCUGAUGUCUCCUCUAGGUCCUCUUCUCUGCCCCGACUGGUAGGGGUCAACACACGUCGUGCCCAGCUGCUUCGGUGUCUGUAUGGUAGUAGGAAGGCACUAUCCUUCCCUCAUGCUAUGGAACCCCAAAGCCGAUUAUAUAUCUCCUGGCUCCUAGUUGUGUGUAUUGUUUAUGUGUACAAUGCAUGGGUUAUUCCCCUGCGGUCUGUCUUCUCCGAGUAUCAGACAAACAACAACCUUGUCUACUGGCUUACUGCUGAUUACCUAGCUGACUUUGUGUAUAUCCUCGAUAUUGUGGUGUUCAAGUCUCGAGUCAUGUACUUAGACAACGGCUUUUGGGUUGAUUCACCCAAGCUCAUGUGUCGGUAUUACUGGAAGACUUCCAAGUUUAGAUAUGACUUGGCAUCACUCCUGCCACUUGAUUUGCUGUACUUAAAGUUUGGACCCAUCUCUGUAUUCAGGCUACCCAGACUUAUAAAGAUUCACACCUUCUGGGAAUUCUUUCACCGUCUGGACUCUGUACUGUCUUCACCUCAUGCCAUUCGAGUGAUCCGAACCGUCCUCUACAUGCUCUUCUUAAUUCAUCUUAACACCUGUUUCUACUAUGGCUUUUCCAAGCUUGAGGGCAUUGGCUCCAACAAAUGGGUUUUCCAAGGUGUAGGCAAUGCAUAUAUCCGGUGUUUCUACUUUGCUACUAAAACAGCCACCAGCAUUGGCAAGAACCCGAAACCUGAGAAUGAGGCUGAAUAUCUAUACAUGACAUGUUCCUGGUUGAUGGGUGUGUUUGUCUUUGCUCUGCUAAUUGGCCAGAUUCGAGAUAUUGUGGCUACAGCUACCCGUAACCAGAAUGAAUACCGGAAAGUGAUGGACCAGACACAUGCUUACCUCCAUGGCCUCAACUUGCCAGCAAGCCUCCAGGAGCGGGUCCGCCUCUGGUUCACCUACACCUGGCAGAACCAGAAAACCCUCGAUGAAAUGAAGUGCUUAGAGUCACUACCAAAGAAGAUGCGAACAGACAUAGCCAUCAAUGUACACAUUCAGAUCCUGUCAAAGGUGCAGCUCUUUCAGGACUGUGACAAGGCUCUGCUGCGUGACUUAGUGCUCAAGCUGCAGCCUGUUCUCUAUCUCCCAGGAGAUUAUGUUUGCAAGAAGGGAGAAGUGGGGAAGGAGAUGUACAUUGUGCAGACUGGACAAGUCCUGGUAAUGGGUGGAGAGCGAGGUGACGUGGUACUGGCUACCCUUGGUGAGGGAAGUGUGUUUGGUGAAAUCUCUCUCUUGGCUCUUGCUGGAGGCAACAGACGUACUGCUGAUGCCAUGGACGCCAUCCCUCUAUGUCCGGAGGUCCCAACUAGGAACAGUAGGAGAUCAUCAUUGGAGGUGCCUUGUAAUAGUCAUUCAUGGAUGGGCAGUGUACCCAAGACCAGUGUGUCUAAAAGUCUUCCAGAGGAAGAAGAGGAAGAGUUUUUGGUGGUUGAGCAAACAGAUGUGGAGGAUUAUGGUAACCCACAAGCCAUGCAGCCCUGGUCUCCUGUCACAGUCCACCACUCCAUAACCCUCAAGUGUUGGUCGUCUCGGUCAAGCUACACCAGAAAUCAGUCUUUUCUGACCAUCCUUGACAACUCAUCCCAUCUCUGA